This is a messenger RNA of Micropterus salmoides (largemouth bass), 11434 nucleotides long. Its product is annotated as laminin subunit alpha-3-like. The record is from RefSeq and is a predicted model, not a curated record. Gene Ontology annotation, biological process: cell adhesion; regulation of cell migration; regulation of cell adhesion. NCBI's taxonomy places the organism in Eukaryota, Metazoa, Chordata, Actinopteri, Centrarchiformes, Centrarchidae. Gene Ontology annotation, molecular function: signaling receptor binding.
UGCGUUCAAGAAAACGCAGACUGCCCAGUCACAGGAAUGGCAACGAUGCCGGGGCGCGGAAACCCUACAGCCGUGAGUCACAACGUUGUUGUCGUGCCCACAAACAAAUACAGCGCACUCCGCAAAGCAACCUGCGGACAGGAUGCGGCUGGGGCACCGAAAUAUGAUUUAUACUGUAAACUUGUCGGAGGACCUACCACCGGAGUUCUUACUCAAAACAUACAGGGUCAGUUUUGUGACUACUGCAAUGCCAUGGACCCAAAGAAAGCCCACCCGGCGACCUACGCCGUUGAUGGGACAGAGCGGUGGUGGCAGAGCCCUCCUCUCUCCAGGGGACUGGGCUACAACGAGGUGAAUGUUACCCUGGACCUUGGGCAGCUCUUCCAUGUGGCGUACGUCCUCAUCAAGUUCGCUAAUUCACCUCGUCCUGACCUCUGGGUGCUGGAGCGCUCGGUAGACAACGGAAGAACCUUCACCCCCUGGCAGUAUUUUGCACAUUCAAAGCACGAGUGUAUUGAAAAGUUCGGAAAGCAGCCCAAUGCUCGUAUAUUUAAGGAUGAUGACCAGCUCUGCACCACAGAAUACUCACGGAUUGUCCCUUUGGAGAAUGGAGAGAUUGUGGUGUCUUUGGUCAACGGUCGACCAGGGUCCAAAAACUUCACCUACUCACCAGUGCUGCGAGACUUCACAAAGGCCACCAACAUUCGCCUGCACUUCCUCCGCACCAACACCCUGCUGGGCCACCUGAUCUCCAAGGCCCAGAAAGAUCCUACCGUCACACGCAGGUAUUACUAUAGUAUCAAAGACAUCAGCAUCGGUGGACGCUGCGUUUGUCACGGGCAUGCACAGGUGUGUGGUGGGGGGCGGAACCAAGACAACCCAAACAGACUCCAGUGUGAGUGCCAGCACAACACCUGCGGUGAGUCAUGUGACCACUGCUGCCCAGGCUUUAACCAAAAGCCAUGGCGUGCUGCAACUGUUGACAGCCCCAAUGAGUGUCAUCCCUGCCAGUGUUUCUCCCAUGCCUUUGACUGUUAUUACGACCCAGAGGUAGAAAAGAGGGGAGCAAGUUUGGACACCUUCGGCAGGUACGAUGGAGGAGGAGUGUGUAUCAACUGCCAGCACAACACUGCUGGAGUGAACUGUGAGCGAUGCCUUGAAGGUUUCUAUAGACCAUAUGGAGUACCUCCUGAGUCUCCCACUGGAUGCAUACCCUGCAGAUGUGAUGAAAGGACUACAGUUGGCUGUGAAAUGGGCUCUGGAAGGUGUAUCUGCAACCCACAAUUUGCCGGAGAAAACUGUGAUCGCUGUGCUGACGGAUACUAUUACUACCCUCAGUGCAUUCGAUAUCCCGUAUACGACACGACCACCAAAUCCCCUGCAGGACCUAUUGUGGUGCCCACUGCCUGCCCUCCGGGUUAUUUUGGCUCCCCAAGCUGUCAACAGUGUAUAUGUGACUAUAGAGGGACAGCGUACGGGGUGUGCGAUGCGACAGGACGCUGCCAGUGCCGUCAGGGUGUGGAGGGGGAGCGAUGCGAUCGCUGUCAACCAGGAUACCACUCCUUCCCAAACUGCCAGGAGUGUCUCUGUGAUGGGGCUGGCGUGGCUGACAAUGUGUGCAGUCCAAGUGGCCAGUGUGUUUGCUUUCCCAGCUAUGGGGGACAGGAGUGUGACGCAUGUGCACCGGGCUACUAUGGAUACCCGGACUGUGCUGCUUGCCAAUGUUCACAUGAAGGCUCAUAUGGCAACAUAUGUAACCCACUGUCGGGUCAGUGCCUGUGUCUCCCAGGGGUGGUGGGCCAGCAGUGUGACCGCUGUGCAUCAGGACUCAGAUUCCCCCACUGCUCAGCCUCCAUCAGUGUGUGUAACAUGGCAGGAACUGAGGUCACUGAUCCUCAAACGGGCUCCUGCCGCUGCCUACAAAACGUAGAGGGAACCCUGUGUGACAGGUGUAAACCUCUCUACUGGAAUCUGGCUACAGACAACCCUCGUGGUUGUAUGGAGUGUCAGUGUGAUGUGAAAGGGACCCUGAGUGGUGUUGGAGAGUGUGAACAGAAAAGUGGACAGUGCCACUGUAAGCCUAACGUAUGUGGACAUGCAUGUGACACCUGUAAGGAUGGAUACUUCCUGCUGCAGAAAAAGAUGUAUUUUGGUUGUCAAGGUUGUCAGUGUGAUGUAGGUGGUGCCAUUGACAUGGCAUGUGAUGAGAUGUCCGGACAAUGUCGGUGUCGGAAUAAUGUAGUUGGCCGCAAAUGCAAUGAACCAGAACCAAGCUACUAUUUCCCGACUCUCCACCAACUGAAGUUUGAGGUUGAGGAUGGCACCACACCAAAUGCCAGACCAGUGCGCUUUGGUUAUAACCCCCAAGAGUUCCCAGAUUUCAGCUGGAGAGGUUAUGCUGUAAUGUCUCCUGCACAGAGUGAGGUCAGAGUAACAGUGCAUGUUGACCCAAAAGAUCGGAGGCAGCACUUUUUCCGUGUGGUUCUGCGGUUCACUAACCCGAGCAGCGCCAGUGUGACAGGUAGCAUCAAGGCUACCAAUAACAGAGGCGCUGCAGGGUCAGAUCAGAGUAAGGACAUCAUAUUCCCUGAGAGUCCCUCCCCAUCCUUCCUCACUGUCCCAGGAGAGGGGUUCGCUGAGCCCUUUGCAUUGACACCUGGGAAAUGGGUCAUUCACAUAAGGGUAGAGGGGGUUCUGCUGGACUAUUUAGUGCUGCUGCCCCGGUAUUACUAUGAGGCACCUUUGCUGCAGGAAAGGAUCACCCAGCCCUGCACAUACUUACCCAGUGCAAACAGGGAUACAAACUGCCUGUUGUAUAAGCAUGUGGCCAUGGAUGGCUUUAGCUCUGCACUGGGCUCACAAGGAACACUCUCCAGCCGCAGCGGGCGCAAGAGGAGGCAGGCUCGUGUUCGGCGUCCCACCCCAGAUCACCCUGAGAUGGCCGCCCUCAAUGGUAGACAGUCACAGCUCCAACUCAGUUUACGCGUGCCUCGUCCUGGCCCAUACACCCUUGUCCUGGAGUAUGCCAGCGAGGUGGACACUGUCCAGAAUGCCAACAUACUCAUCAAAGUCCAGUCAGGUAGCCAGAUCCUGGCCAGGGCUAACAUAUACAGUUGUGCCUACAGCUUUUUGUGCCGGAGUGUCGCAGUGACCAGCAGCAAUCAGGUGACAGUGUUGGAGCUUACUCACAAGACGGAGGUCCUUCUGCAAACUUCCACUGCAUCAUUCCUGUUGUAUAAAGUGUAUGCAGUCCCUGCAGAAGAGUUCUCCAUUGAGUAUGUAGAUCCCAAGGUGCUGUGUGUCUCCACUAAUGGCCGCUUCACUGAAGACAGUCGGCACUGCUCUCUGAGGCAAUUCGACAAGCCAACCUCAGCCUGGAUUUUGUAUGCUGCCCGUGAUGGACAGCUAUCUUCAACACCAGCUGUUUCUCCCCAAGGACGAGAGAAUGAGGAUUGGAGACAGAGACGACAGACCGGGGUGUUCCCUGUCCGUGAGCCUCAGAGUGAUGGGAUACUGCUUAAAUUCCCUCAGACAGAGAUCAAUUUCACUCCCAGGGUGCCCCUCCCGGGCAGGUACGUGGUUGUUGUCCAUUAUCACCAGCCUGAGCAUACCUCCUUCCCGGUGGAGGUCCGUGUGGAUGCUGGGCGUGAGUGGAAGGAUUCAAUAAAUGCAUCCUUCUGCCCUGCGGUCUCAGGCUGCCGGGAAGUUGUGAUCGCUGAUGGCCGCAUUGCCCUUGACUUUGACCAGAAUUCUUGGCAGCUGCCCACCAUCUCUGUGGUCGUGCCACCUAGGAAGACACUUAUUCUGGAUUAUAUUUUGCUGGUUCCAGAUAGCAGUUAUACCCCAGAUCUCCUGAAAGAGAAGCUGCUGGAUAAAUCUGCAGAUUUCAUUCACCAAUGUAGAGGAGAAGGUUUCUUUAUUGACCCGAGAACUUCUUCCCAGUUCUGCCGAGACUCUGCACGCUCACUUGUAGCAGCCUAUAAUGAUGGAGCUCUGCCUUGCAACUGUGACAAGUCCGGCUCUACAGGGACCACUUGCGAUCCGACUGGAGGACAGUGUCCCUGUAGGCAGCAUGUCAUCGGUCGACAAUGCACAAAGUGUGCCACUGGAUACUACGGUUUCCCCUACUGCAGGCCGUGUGAGUGUGGCCGACGACUCUGUGACGAGGUGACAGGACGAUGUAUCUGCCCUCCUCAGACCGUCAAACCAACCUGUGAUGUGUGUCAGAGUCAGACUUUCAGCUAUCACCCUUUGCUGGGCUGCGAGGGCUGUGAAUGCUCUCCAAAUGGCAUCAGAGCAAACGCAGGGCUGGACUGUGACCGCACUACCGGACAGUGCAGUUGUAAGCCUAGGAUUGGGGGCCGGCAGUGUGACCGCUGUGCUGCAGGUUAUUAUCGCUUCCCUGACUGUAUACCUUGUGACUGUAACCAAGGUGGUGUCACACCUGGCGUGUGCCACCCAGACACAGGGAGGUGUCUCUGCAAGAGAAAUGUUGCUGGCAUCAAGUGUGAUACCUGUCGGGAAGGUUCCUUCUAUUUUGACCCAUCCAGCCCUCACGGCUGUACCAGCUGCUUCUGCUUCGGAGCGACUGACCAGUGUCAGAGCUCCAGCAAACGCAGGGGGAAGUUUGUUGAGAUGCGGGUCUGGCGUUUGGAAAGCCCCGACCAGGAGCAUGUUCCCUCUGUGCUGAACACUGCCAGUAACACGGUGGUGGCAGACAUCCAGGAGCUUCCUCCUACAGUUCAAACUCUACACUGGGUGGCACCAUGGUCGUACCUGGGAGACAGGGUUUCAUCUUAUGGUGGUUUCCUCACCUACCAGUCCAAAUCCUUUGGUAUUCCCAGUGAGGGGAUGACUCUCAUGGACAGAACACCUGAUGUUGUGCUGAAUGGUCGGAAUAUGACCCUGAUCCACAUGGCUUCACAAGUCCCAUUUCCAGACAGGCUGUAUCAGGGCAGAGUCCAGCUCUUGGAGGGAAACUGGCGCCAUGCUGUCACAAACAGGCCUGUCUCCAGAGAGGAACUAAUGAUGGUCCUAGCCAGUUUGGUUGGCUUGAGGAUCCGAGCCUUGUAUUUUACUCAGACCCAGCGACUCAGCUUAGGGGAGGUGGGCCUGGAGGGGACGACUAGCACAGGGACUGGUGGUCCUGGAAACACUGUGGAAGAUUGUUCCUGCCCCCCUCAGUACACCGGAGAAUCCUGUGAGAAAUGUGCUCCUGGUUACUACAGAGAUGGCAGUGGGCCUUACCUGGGCCGCUGUGUGCCCUGUGAGUGCAACGGUCUGUCUGAUGAGUGUGAAGAAAGGACAGGGAGGUGCCUGAACUGUCAGUACAACACAGCUGGGGACAGAUGUGAACGCUGCAAAGAAGGUUACUAUGGGAAGGCUCAGAGGACAUGCAAAGUUUGCCCGUGCCCAUUCAGCGUGCUCACAAACAGUUUUGCAAUAGGUUGCCGAGAGGUGUUUGGAGACUUCCAGUGUAUAUGCAGAGCAGGCUACACUGGAGACAGGUGUGAGAGGUGUGCUCCUGGUUACUAUGGUCAUCCACUAAUAUCAGGAGGAAGUUGUCGGCCCUGUAAUUGCAAUGGCAAUGGUAACAACUGUGAUCCCACGACUGGAGUUUGCAAGAACACACUGGAGCCGGGCGACACAAACACAGAUGAGCACUGCCAAGAGUGCGACAGUUGUGCCCAGACUUUGCUAAACGAUCUGGAGAAGCUGGAUAAUGAGCUGGCAAGGAUCAAAGCUCAGCUAGACAACGCCAGUGCCAGUGCAUCCUCCCGGGACAGGCUGAAGAAGCUGGAGAAGGCCGUGUCAGACACCAAGAUUCUUGUCAACAAAUUCAACUCCGCCAUCAACACCCAAAGGUCCAGAGUCACCCAGCUGGAAGAGGACACAAUCACUCUCUCAGAUGACAUCAGCUCCCUCAAAGACAAGGCAGAUAAGAGGGCUGCUGAUGCUUACAAAGCAGUGGCAGAUGUUGGGAAAACCCACAAGAGGGCUAAAGAUCUGCACUCAGAGAUUCAAAACCUUCUCAAGAAAAUCCAAGCUCUGCUGGAACAACUGAAGGAGUCAGGCACCAGAGGUGAUACGGUGCCCAAUAAAAACCUGGCUAAAAUGCUAGAAGAUGCUCAGCGCAUGGUGAAGGAGAUGGAGAAUAGGAACUUCACCCCUCAGAAGACAGCUGCUGAGAAAGAAAGAGACAAUGCAGAGAAACUGCUAGACUACAUCAAGGCUAAUGUAAGUAUGCAGUGUGACCAGAAUGAGGCUGCAGCAGAGAAGAUUCGGGGCCUUCUGAAGGAUUACGAGGCCAAGCUGAAGGAACUGGACGAGGCUUUGAAGGAGGCGGUGGACUUUGUGAAAAAAGCCAACGCCCAGAACGGACUGAAUGCACAGGCACUGGCAGAUCUGCAGAAACGUAUUGAAGACUUAAAAAAUGAGCGGGAAACUGUUGAGGACCAAAUGGCCAUGGCAGAAGAUGAGCUGCAGAAAACAGAGGAUUUAGUGAAAAUGCUAUCCGACAGUAAAACGGAUUAUGAACAGCUGGCAGCACAACUGGAUGGUGCCAAGACUGACUUGACCACGAAGGUGAAUGAGAUUACCAAGGCAGCAGCCAAGAAGGACAUUGUGGAGGCUGCAGAGGAACAUGCUAAGAACCUUGACAAGCUGGCAAGGGAACUUGAGGAUGCUGUAAAGAAUGCAAGUGGACUGUCUGAGGUGCGUGGUGCCAAAGACGCUAUUGAUGCCUACAAGAACAUCACAGAUGCAAUUAAUGCUGCCGAGGCUGCAGCUAAUGAGGCCAAAGAUGCAGCGGACAACGCCUUGAACAAUGUAAAAAAACAGAAGCUGACACAAAGAGCAAAAGACCUGAAAGAGACUGGAGAUGACCUAAUGCAGAAUGCAAUGCAGGCACAGAAAGACCUCCAAGGCGCCACAGACAGCAUUACUGAUGUGAAGAAGCGCUUGGAGGACGCUGAAAAGAAGAAGAAAGCUCUUCAGAAAGACUUGCUUGAUGCAAGAAAAUUAAAUGGCAUCAAGAGAGAUGAUAUAAGUAAUAUGAUUGAUGAGGCCAAGAGGAAGGCAGCUGCAGCCAAUGGCUCAGCAAGCGACACUAUGGACAAACUGAAUGCCAUGAGAAAGGAAAUUGACCAGAUCAGUGUCACUCCUGGGAACUCCAACCUGAGCGGCGUGUUGGAUGAUUUGGACCAGUCAGUGAAGAACUUGUUGAAAACCAUCCCAUCUCUGAAUGAUAAGAUCUCAGAGGUAGAGAACCUGACCUCGGAGUUGUCCCCCAUUAGCAACAUAUCUGAGAACAUUAAGAAGAUCAAAGAGCUCAUUGAACAAGCCCGGGACGCAGCUAACAGGAUUGUGAUCCCGAUGAAGUUCACAGGUAAUGGCCAUGUGGCGCUGCGUCCACCAAAGAAUCUGGAGGAUCUGAAGGCCUACACAUCCCUGUCUCUUUCGCUGCAGAGACCUGCAGGUAGGGGAGAUGGAAGACGCAGACGCAGACAGACCAUAGAUGAUGGAGACAUGUUUGUGUUGUACCUUGGCAGCAGAGAUUCUUCUAAGAACUACAUAGGUAUGUUUCUGAGGGAGAAUGUGCUGUACGGCGUGUACAAGCUCAAUGGAGUCGAAUACCAGAUGAAAACGGGUUACAUCACCACGUCUGCGUCUGAGCCGGCCAAGUUCGAUAGAGUGGACCUGCGCAGAAUUUACCAAGAUGCAACGAUGAUUCUCACCAAAGAUAUCACCUCAACCACACCCGAGGACCCAAUUGAGAGCAGCAAGCAAGGAGAGGAGAGCAAGAACCUAUUGGAACUCAAUCCCAGUGAUGUAGUCUUCUAUGUUGGAGGUUACCCUGCCAACUUCACUCCACCAGCUUCUCUCAAAUACCCCAUGUACAAGGGCUGCAUUGAGUUCUCCUCUUUUAACGACAAAGUCGUCAGUCUAUAUAAUUUCCAAAAGGCAGAGAAGAUCAAUUUGGAGACACCAUGCAAGAGAUAUGUACCUCCAAUGGAUUCUGACUACUAUGAAGGCACUGGAUAUGGCAAAGUGGUUAUAGAUAAACCAUCUUCAAACCUCAUCGUCACUAUUACCGUCUUUACUCGUUCAGAAAACGGUUUGCUCUUUUACAUCGGAAGCGAGAACGAUUACUUUACUGUGACGAUGGAGAAGGGUGUAAUUUUUCUACGUAGUAAUUUGCUCGAAGCACCAGCUACAAAUAACGGCAAAAUAUUCCCGAAGGACGACUGGGCGGAAAUCCUUAUCAUUAGUACGAGCAAGGGAGAUAUAAAAGUCCGGAUGUCCCAAGUAGACGUGGCCUCAGCAAAAGCUACAUACAGCAACAGUGACUUUAAAGAAUUCUAUAUUGGUGGUGCCCCACAAGACUUGAGGGAAAGAGAUAACAUCACUAUACAACCAUUCAAAGGAUGUUUGAAGAAUGUGAAGCUGAAUCAAGCCUUUAAACCUGUUACUGAGCAAGUGGGCAUCAGCAAAGGUUGUCCAAAGGAAUCCUUGGUUACUCGUAAAGCAGAGUUCAGCUUGGGGAGCUCCCUGUCCGCUGACCUCAAAGGCUUUAGUCUGGCUGCUGACGUUACUGUCUCCGUCGGAUUCAAGAGCACAGAGAAUGAGGGUCUCAUUCUGCAGGACAAACAGCUGGCUAAUGGGAUUGAUGUUCAAUUAGAAAAUGGCUAUGUGAUUCUCAAUUUCAACAACAAGAUCUGGAAAUCAAACAAACAAUAUCAUGAUGGCCAGUGGCAUUAUUUGACUGUAACCAAAAGAGCUGGAAGUGUUAAGCUGCUUAUUGAUGACGAAGACGUGGGUCAGGAGCAGAGUGGCAGCUCUUCCACACCUGACACGGGUGGCUCCCUUUACCUGGGAAGAGAGAAGUUCAAAGGCUGUGUUUCCAACCUCUACACAAGACGGCCAGACAAUCUGUAUAAAGCUGAGGACUUCAGCAACUUCCAGGCUUCUGGAGAUGUCUUGCUGGAUAUGUGUACUGCUAACAGUCCUCCUGAACUGAUGUUGGACCGCUUCUCUAGGAAGAAUGGUGUGAUGCAGGCUAUAAAUGAGAGUCUAUCAGCAUGUACAUUACCAGCCCUGGUUCAACAUGCUUAUCGCGUGGGCAGCCCUACUAGCAGUCUGAGCUACAGCCUUCCACUACAGGUCUUACAGCCCAGGCCCCACUUUUCUCUAGAUGUCAGGACUCGAGCUCCUGAGGGCCUGUUGUUCUUUGCUGCUACAAGAGGAGGGCGCUCUCAUCUAGCUUUAUACAUAUCCAAAGGCAGGAUCAGACUGUCUGUAGGCAAACAGAAGGAGAUCUUCAACAGGGAAAAGUACAAUGAUGGAAAAUGGCACUCGGUCAUAUUCAGUUUGGAGAAGAAGAAAUUUCGACUGGUCGUUGAUGGUAUCAGAGCCCAGGAUGGUCAGCUGACAAAUGCUGAGUUGACAUCUAUGCAGCAGUUUGUGUCACCUGUGUACCUGGGCAGUGCCCCAGAGUCACUCCACAAAGAGCUGAAGACAAAGGCCCUUCCAAAACAAAGUGUGUCUGGGUGUAUCCGCAAUUUUAAAAUGAACGGAGCGUCAAUGUCAAAUCCAACAAUGAACCAUGGCGCUGGCCCCUGCUUCGAGGGACAGACACAAAGAGGGGCUUAUUUCUCAGGGAAUGGAGCACAUGUCCUUAUCAACAACUCCUUUGUUGUGGGCUCCAGCUUUGAGCUGCUGUUUAAUAUUCGUCCACGGAGUCUGACCGGACUCCUGCUACAUGUCAGUGAUUCCAGUAGGAGCCAAUAUAGGCCUGCGACCGGCCACCAUCUCAGUGUCUACUUGCUCAGAGGAGAGGUAGUGGCGCACGUGAAAAAUGGAAAAGGGGAAUUCAUGGUGUCGGUGAAGCCAAAAGCUUCUUUAUGUGAUGGAAUGUUUCAUAAAAUUUCAGUAAUCAAGAGGAAAAAUGUUGUGCAACUGCACGUGGACACAAUAGACAAUUACAAGAUUGGACCAUCGUCUGCCACUACAACUUUGACCAAAGACUCCUUGUACGUGGGUGGCAUUCCUGAGAUAUCAACGCAAAAGCUGCUCCCUGUCACAUCGUCCUUCGUGGGAUGCAUCCAGGACAUGAGGAUCAACAGCGACGCGGUCUCUUUUGACAGGCUGCCUGGUGUGUUUGGUCCAGUCAACCUCAGAGAGUGUCCAGACUGAGCGGCCGCGUCUCCCUGCAUCAUCUUUCAACAAAUCCUUGGGACCAUGUCCACCAUCAACCAUGUGCAAUCUGUUACCAAGACAGAGAAUGUGUCUGUGUGUAGGAAUGUAUAUAGAUUAUGAGGAGUGUGUUUCAGUGUGUGUGCGCCUGUGAGUCUAUGUAUUUGAGUGUGUGUGUGUGUAUGUGUGUGUAAAAAUAGAUUAAGAGAUGGGCAGCAGCUUACCGUUUCAUAAUAUUUGCUGCUCGGUUAAACAUUUCUGUAUUUAUUUUGUGAUAAAAUCAUGUAUCAUGGCACCAAUUCACAAAUGCAUAUUCUAACAGUUGUUUUACAGUCUGAUGUGUUGGUCCAUUCAUUUUCUGUCGACAAUCAAAUGCUUCUGAAUAUGCUUGUGAUUGGUCAGGGCUGCAGUAUGAGCAACCCAGCACUUUAAGAAACCAAAUGAUGCCUUUUGUGAUGGUGCUGUAAUGGAGAUCAACAUUAUUGGUUGAUUGUUUUUCCUUGUGUGUUUGUUGGACUCUAAAGUGUAUACUACAAUAAUUACGUUUACACCCAUGGUGCUCAAUUCAGUGACAGUUCAGGGGCUGCCUAGCUAUUUUAUAAUCAUAUCCACAUACCAGCUUGUAGAUUUCUGCAUUUUAACUGGUUCAAGAGACAUGGAGUAUCACACAGCCCACGAAAUCGCAUGUAUUUUUCCCAUAUUGUAUUACUGUUCUGAAUUUAUUUUUCAUUUUGCAUUCCUUUGUCAUGCAUGAGGACGUUCUGUGUGUCUGUUAAUGUCAGUCACACCAGAAUACAGCAUGUACUGAAGUUUGUUGAGCAUUGUCUAUGAGUUGAAAAACCAAUAUAGAUACCAUAAGCAUAAGGUCACGUUUGGGACCAUUUAACCCAUAUUACUAUAAAGUUGAGUAGUAGUAACAUAACAAAAAACAAAAUGGAUUUUAUGUAUUCAACUUCCCAGCAAGAGUUUACUGACCUGCUUUGUAAAUUUGUGGAAAAAAAUAUGCAUGAUGAUUGGACAAUAUUUUACAUGCAUUCCUGUCUAGUGACCACUAAUUUUUAAACCCUUUUGUAAUCUGUAUUGAAAAACAACUUCUGACUUGUGAUCAUGGUUAAACACAUAAUUAUAUGUAUUGAGACAUGCAUUUUUUCAUCUGGGAUUAAUUGUUGAAUUAUACUCAGCAAAAUGUGUAUACUUUUGAUUGUUAGAUUAGACAAAUAUAAUUAGAUUUCUUUUUGAA